Messenger RNA from Amaranthus tricolor (Joseph's coat), 1376 nucleotides. RefSeq names its product probable protein phosphatase 2C 58. The transcript is spliced from 4 exons. NCBI's taxonomy places the organism in Eukaryota, Viridiplantae, Streptophyta, Magnoliopsida, Caryophyllales, Amaranthaceae. The record is from RefSeq and is a predicted model, not a curated record. Bases 180 to 1031 code for a protein of 283 amino acids. Gene Ontology annotation, molecular function: protein serine/threonine phosphatase activity. Gene Ontology annotation, cellular component: nucleus; cytosol. Gene Ontology annotation, biological process: protein dephosphorylation.
AACUCACAAGUAAUCACAGUCACAGCCAAUCAGUGUUCUCCAGCUGUCCCUUUCACUUCUGUAAAUUCAAUUCAUCUACUCCUUCCAACUACCUUCUACCCUUUUGUCUUUGUUCUUUUAGUGAACUAAUUCCUACUAAUCCAAUUCUCUCUGGACUGUCUUUUGGAAUUUCUAUUAUCAUGACUGCAAGAGAAAUUCUUCAUAAGAUGAAGGUUAAAGCUGGGUUUAGUUCAGCACCAGCUGACACCGGAAAAGGAAAAGGUAAAAUGUUAAAGCAUAUUACACACGGUUUUCAUCUCGUCAAAGGAAAAGCAAAUCAUCCCAUGGAAGACUUCCUUGUUUCUCAAUUCAAACAAAUUGAAGAUAAAGAGCUUGGUUUGUUUGCCAUUUUUGAUGGGCAUAUGGGCCACGAUGUCGCUAAUUACUUGCAAUCUCAUCUCUUUCAAAACAUCUUAAAACAGCCAGACUUUUGGACUGAGCCAGAAACUGCAAUCAGGAAUGCAUAUGAUAAAACCGACACAGAAAUUCUCGAAAAAGUACGAAUCUUGGGUAAAGGUGGCUCCACUGCUGUCACCGCUAUCCUUCUUGAUGGCCAAACACUCAUGGUCGCGAAUGUGGGUGAUUCUCGUGCUGUCAUUUGCAACAAUGGAGAGGCUACACAACUAUCGGUGGAUCAUGAUCCGGGAAAAGAGAAGACGGAAAUUGAGAAUCGGGGUGGUUUUGUAUCAAAUAUUCCAGGUGAUGUACCACGUGUUGAUGGACAAUUGGCGGUUGCGAGGGCAUUUGGAGAUAAGAGCUUGAAGAUUCAUCUUAGUUCAGAACCCCAUGUACAAAAGGUGAAGAUCGAUGAUACUACCGAGUUUUUGAUCCUGGCUAGUGAUGGUUUAUGGAAGGUGAUGACGAACCAAGAAGCUGUGGACGCCAUCAAACACAUUAAGGACGCUCAGUCAGCUGCAAAGCACCUGACUGAAGCGGCCGUUUCUAGGAAAAGCAAGGAUGACAUAUCUUGCAUAGUUGUAAGGUUUCAAUGAUAUAUGCUUUUCUUGCUACUUCAAUCUUCUGCUUUUCGGGUUUUGAUGGGCGAUAUCAAUGCUUAGCUUCUAUCUGUUUGCAACAACAAAAUGUGUGUACUUCUAUCUAUUUAAUGCUAGUUCAAAUCAUAAUAUACUUGUAUAUUCAGUUUUCACCUGAAAACAGCCUGUGUAAUUUUCAAUUAAGUGCCCAAGUGAUGGAUUAAUAUAUAUAUAUAUAUAUAGCUCACGGAGAAAGUAAUUAAUGGGGACAUAAUGUAGCUAUUUGCUUUGAAAGCCAACCAUUAUAAUAUAAUUCGUUUUAUAAACGGUUAUAUAUGAACAAAUUUUGGUUUCUCUUUUAAA